Adineta ricciae is the source of this 273-nucleotide messenger RNA. The record is from the annotation of a GenBank genome assembly. Lineage: Eukaryota; Metazoa; Rotifera; Eurotatoria; Adinetida; Adinetidae.
AUGCAAAAUGAAAAAAAGUCUCUGUGCUUCCCAGAUCGAUCAUUCCGGCGACUGGAUCCGUUGAAAUCUGAGUCUGAUCCGGUACAGCUCUUCUCGAUUCCGGCAGAUUCCUUGCCGCCGGAUUCCAGCCGGAAUUGCACAGGAAAUAUCCGAUCAGUUCCUGACCGUUCCCAGCCCGAAGUUCGCAGGAAACGGUCGGGAAAUGACUGUAACCUACGUUUGAACUUCCGGCCGGAAUCCGGCGGCAAGGAAAUGGUCGGAAAACGAACCUAA